AUGGGUGAAAACGAUAUUGCGGACUUCACACUUGACGAGAACACCUUCGGAAAGAAUGAGGAAAACGAUCGUGGACUGGCAGUACAAAACAUUGAUGCACUUGACCUCGACUCCAUCACUGUGGAGACAUUUGAGGUGAUGUCGCGGCAGGCCACUGUUAACAUUGGCACUAUUGGCCACGUGGCCCAUGGAAAGUCUACCGUUGUGAAGGCACUCAGUGGUGUGAAGACGCAGAAGUAUCACCGUGAGGCGGUGAUGAAUAUCACUAUCCAUCUUGGUUACGCCAACGCGAAGGUGUUCAAGUGUGAUGUGUGUGAGUUGCCAGCCGCCUACCACGCCUUUCCAUCAUCGCAGCCAGACAAAACAGACUGCCCAACCUGCGGUACCCCAUUGAAGUUAAAGCGACACUUUUCCUUUGUUGAUUGCCCCGGUCACGACGUGCUGAUGGCAACCAUGCUGAAUGGUGCCGCUAUUAUGGAUGCCGCCCUACUGCUCAUUGCCGCAAAUGAAAGAUUCCCACAACCUCAGACACUUGAGCAUCUUAAGGCAGUUGAAAUUAUGAAGUUACGUAAUCUUAUCAUUCUUCAGAAUAAGAUUGAUCUUGUUGGUGAGGUCCAUGCACAGGAUCAGUACCACGAAAUUCGUCGCUAUAUUGACAGUACUAUUGGUAUUAAUGCUCCUAUUAUUCCUAUUUCCGCACAAUUAAAGCGGAAUGUGGAUUACCUGCUGGAGUAUUUGUGCCAUAUGCCUCUUCCUACACGCCAGUUAAAGUGCCCUGCUCGUAUGACUGUGGUACGUUCAUUCGAUAUCAACAAGCCUGGUGAGGUAGAUAUUGAAAACCUCCGUGGUGGUGUGGCGGGUGGUACGGUAACUCAGGGUAUUAUUCGUGUAAAUCAAGUGGUGGAGAUUCGUCCUGGACAAGUCCAUACACAAAGCGGUGGCACCUUCAGCUGUACACCACUCCGCACACGCGCUUUAACACUAAAGGCGGAGGAUAACUCUCUUCAGUACGCUAUUCCCGGCGGUCUCAUUGCGGUUGGUACCACACUGGACCCCACACUCACCCGACAAGAUAAGAUGGUGGGUCACAUGAUUGGAGAUGAGGGAUCCCUGCCGCAGGUGUAUGCGGAGAUUGAGGUGCAGUACAGUCUAUUCGCAGAGAUGGUGGUGCGCAGUAAACAACGUGAUCGCAAUGCCAAGCGUGUGCAGAAGCUUAAUCUGCAAGAGACGCUUCAAAUCAACGUGGGUACCCUCACAGCAGGAGCCACUGUAGUGAAUAUCACAAAGGACCCGGAUAUUGCCAAGCUGACACUAGUGACUCCUGUCUGCUGCACAAUGGGUGAACAGGUGGCCAUUUCACGCCUCGUAGAGAAAAACUUCCGUCUGAUUGGUUGGGGCACCAUCCGCCGAGGAGUACCAGUGAAACUGAAUUGA
This is a messenger RNA of Trypanosoma theileri, 1434 nucleotides long. RefSeq names its product eukaryotic translation initiation factor 2 subunit. Gene Ontology annotation, biological process: positive regulation of translational fidelity; formation of translation preinitiation complex. The transcript has a single exon. Bases 1 to 1434 code for a protein of 477 amino acids. The record is from RefSeq and is a predicted model, not a curated record. Gene Ontology annotation, cellular component: cytosol; eukaryotic translation initiation factor 2 complex. Gene Ontology annotation, molecular function: GTPase activity; translation initiation factor activity; tRNA binding. NCBI's taxonomy places the organism in Eukaryota, Euglenozoa, Kinetoplastea, Trypanosomatida, Trypanosomatidae.